CGGAGGAGGGGGAGGAGGCGGCGGCGGCGCCCGCCAUCAUGGAGCCGCUCUACGCCAAGUUCGUGUCUCAGAAGAUCAGCAAGGCGCGCUGGCGGCCCCCGCCCGCCGGGACCCUGCACCCCGCCGACACCUUCGCCACCGGCUCCUGGGACAACGAGGAAAACAAAGUUUCUCUGUGGUCCAUUGGAGACUGCGGCAACUCGGGCCCUGACAGCUAUGAGGGAGACCAUCAGUUGUUAUGCGACAUCACCCACCAUGGAGACGUCAUGGAUUUGCAGUUUUUGGAUCAGGAAAGAAUUGUAACCGCUUCGUCAACAGGGUGUGUCACAAUCUUCCGUCACCAUCCAAAUAACCAGACCCUGUCAGUGAAUCAGAAGUGGGAAGGAGCCCACCACCACGCUGGUCUGGCCAGUCCUUGUAGGAGCGCACCAUGUACGAGCGUGGCCUGUAACAACCCAGAAAUCGUCACUGUUGGAGAAGAUGGAAGAAUAAAUCUCUUUAGGGUAGACCACAAAGAUGCCGUUCGAACUAUAGACAAUGCAGAUAGCAGCACCCUUCAUGCAGUGACCUUCCUUCGCACGCCCGAGAUUCUGACCGUUAAUUCAAUUGGGCAGUUAAAAAUAUGGGAUUUCAGACAACAGGAAAACGAGCCCUCUCAAAUACUGUCCCUGACCGGCGACAGAGUUCCGCUCCAUUGCGUGGAUAGACAUCCCAACCAGCAGCACGUAGUAGCUACCGGUGGCCAAGACGGAAUGCUGAGCAUCUGGGACGUUAGACAAGGGAGCAUGCCGGUGUCUCUUCUAAAGGCCCACGAAGCCGAAAUGUGGGAGGUUCACUUCCACCCAUCGAACCCGGAUCAUCUGUUCACUUGUUCUGAAGAUGGAUCCCUUUGGCACUGGGAUGCCUCUUCUGAUCUGUCUGAAAAACCGUCGCUCUUCCACCAAGGUGGAAGAAGUAGCUCAUUUUUGUUACACAGCACUGUUAACCAUCCUCACAUCAAUCAGUCUAUUGUGAGUUCGUGGCUAAGCACCGAUCCAGCUAAAGACCGGAUGGAGAUCACCAGCUUGCUCCCCAACAAGACUCUCUCUGUAAAUAGUUUAGAUGUUUUAGGACCUUGUCUUGUCUGUGGAACUGAUGCAGAAGCAAUUUACGUUAGUAGGCAGCUUUUUGCAUGAAAAUAUCCUAAAUGUCAAAAGUUCAUUUGGGGGUCCAAAGUUUGAAUUGCCUUAAAACUCUUGAAGUUUUUAGGAGUGGUCUUCUGAAUUCCAGAAAUAUGAAAUAGGUAACAGUGAUGUUAGAGGUGCCUGGAUAUUCUUGGACAUUCUGACGGUCGUAAGUGAAUUCCCGUAGCCAUUUUUUCCCACUUUUUCUCAACUACCUUCCAUCUUUGAGAUUACUUCCUGGUAUUUCCCUCCCCCGCCCUUCGCAACCCUCCAAAUUGGAAAAGGAUAUUUUUUGGUGAAAACAAAAAGUGACAAAUGUAACUUUCGGGUGUUCAAGGAUACAAAAACACUUUGUUUAAAAAUUUCCAGUGACAGAAAUACAUUUGACCUGGUUACCUUAAUAGUACUUUUGAAAGCCGAACACUAGACCAAAAUAUUUUUGGUAGAAAUUAUUUUUUUUACCUUUAUUUUUCAUUUAACACUUUUGAAAUUUGCCUCGGGAAGCUGACGAGAUUUUUGUGCUGAAGUACUACAACCAAAUUGUAAAACUUAGGUCUGAAUAUGUUUUCAGUCUGAAAUUUAGAAAGUAAUUCCUUGGGUUUAUUUUUUUAUUGGGGGGGAGGGGGCAUUUCUAAAGAAUGGUGAAAAUAUCACAUGGCUGUAUAUGAGAUAUUGUCAUCUAAUUGGUAUUUUUUUGUACAGAUUGUACCUAGACUAAAAUAGAAGUUUAAUUAAAUUCUGUAAAGUAAAACUUGA
Molecule: messenger RNA, 1919 nt
Organism: Ornithorhynchus anatinus (platypus)
Lineage: Eukaryota; Metazoa; Chordata; Mammalia; Monotremata; Ornithorhynchidae
Gene: NUP43
Product: nucleoporin 43
Exons: 8
Coding region: 39-1175 (378 amino acids)
Cellular component (GO): nuclear pore outer ring
Molecular function (GO): protein binding
Source: RefSeq, a predicted model, not a curated record